AACUUUCUGCGCGAGGAGAAGACGCGCGUGCCUAGCUGAAAACCAGAGAUUCCCCCCAAAGCACCAGACGCACGAGAGGAGAGAGACCGAGAGCGCGCGGGGGCACCUUGACACGUCCCCCCUCAUCUGGACGGAUAUCUAUACAUUUGUGUCACCACGGCUUCAGCGGUGGACAGCGUGUUUUCCUCUCUAUCCCUGCAUUUCUUCAAGAGAGAAAUGGAAGAGGGCUCCAGCUGCCCGGCGUCCCCAGUGGACAGCCUGGUGACCAGCGAGGAGGAGCUGGACCGGCAGGACAGGCGCUUCGCCGCGAAGAGGAGGCACAACAAGAAGACCAGCGAGGACAGCAGCGGCGGCAGCAGCAGCAGCCCGGGCCCGAUGAAGCGAGGCAAGAAGCCCAGUCCCAGCAGCAGCCAGUCGUACGAGGAGCUGCAGAACCAGCGGGUGCUCGCCAACGUGCGCGAGAGGCAACGGACUCAGUCCCUGAACGAGGCCUUCUCGUCCCUGCGCAAAAUCAUCCCCACGCUCCCCUCGGACAAACUGAGCAAGAUACAGACGCUGAAGCUCGCCUCCAGGUACAUUGACUUCCUGUGUCAGGUGCUGCAGAGCGACGAGAUGGACAACAAGAUGUCCAGCUGCAGCUACGUCGCGCACGAAAGACUCAGUUACGCCUUCUCCGUGUGGAGGAUGGAGGGCGCGUGGUCUAUGUCCGCGACCCACUAGCAGCCACAGACCGUCAGUGAAUGCCAAAGCGACUGUUUACUUCUACAGAAGACCAAAGGUGUUGUUGAAGAACCCAUCGACCUCAGAGGCGACAACCUGUAACACAAUGUGACCCACCAAGCCCCCAGGAGCCUGCGCCUGGACCCGGAGUCAUCACAAGCAUUUGUGACUGUACGGAGCUGUGCAUGAGUGUGUGUCUGUGGGUGUGUGUGUGGGUGUGUGUGUGUGUGUGUGUGUGUGUGGUAGGGUUGGGGGGGUCAGUGUGAGGAGAGGAGCCAAGAGGCCUAAGGUGUGUUUGUAGCCUCAGGAUCUACGUCCUGUAUUUCAUGCAAAGCCAUCCUUUAAUCACAAUUUGUUUUUUUAAUGAAGGAGUUAUAUUUUGUUUUCUGAAAGACUUUAAACCCGAAAAAUAUAAAUAUAUGAAUAUAAAUAUAAAUAUAUAUAUAUAAAUGAUUGCAUAUUGUACAUACCUGUGUAAGUGCGCCUGUAGCUUGUACAAAGGGACCAAUGCAAUGUUCAAGUCAUUCCUGCAUGGCUUUAUCUUCAGCAAGUCUCCAAACACUCCGUCCAAUGUACAUUUCUUCUGUUUUUGCUUAUUUAUUA
This is a messenger RNA of Platichthys flesus (European flounder), 1323 nucleotides long. RefSeq names its product twist2 (gene twist2). Lineage: Eukaryota; Metazoa; Chordata; Actinopteri; Pleuronectiformes; Pleuronectidae. The record is from RefSeq and is a predicted model, not a curated record. Gene Ontology annotation, molecular function: RNA polymerase II transcription regulatory region sequence-specific DNA binding; protein dimerization activity; DNA-binding transcription factor activity, RNA polymerase II-specific. The coding region runs from base 217 to 720 and encodes 167 amino acids. Gene Ontology annotation, biological process: regulation of transcription by RNA polymerase II; developmental process. The transcript is spliced from 2 exons.